CAGUUGUUGUUGUGACGUCCAACAUCAUAGAAGAAGAAAAGCUGCUUCUUUUUUUUCCUUCCCCAGCUUGAACAGCUCAGCUUUCUCACCGAGCUAAUCAUCUAAACACAAUAUUCUGACAAGAUUUUACAGCGACAGUUCAAUCCGACAGCGAAGGACAAAAUAAAAAAACGUCUGUAUGUGUAUUUGAGGUGAUUAACUACGCUCUGAGGGGGCAGCAGUCUAAGCAGAGAUGUCCAGACCUCCCUCUCCAUAGCCACCUCCUCCAUCUCCUCCACGGGGAUACCCAGGUGCUCCCAGGCCAGACGAUAUACUCGAUAGACGAUAUAAUCUCUCCAUCUAGUCGUCGGUAUGCCCCGGGGUCCUCUCCACGUUGGACAUGCCCAAAACAUCCCCCCAGGGAGGCGUCCAGGAGGCAUCCUAGCCAGAAGCCCGAACCACCUCAUCUGGCUCCUUUCGACGCAGAGGAGCAGCGACUCUUUGACUCUUUUACUUUGAGUUCCCCCCGAGUGUCCGAACUCCUCACACUAUCUCUAGGUCUGAGCCCAGACAUCUUGCGAAGGAAGCUCUUUUCCGCCGCCUGUAUCCGCAAACUCAUUCUUUCAGUCACGACCCAAAGCUCGUGACCAUAGUAGGUUUGUGGGGAUAUGCAGACACAAACCUGUACUGCUUCAAGUGAAAAGACACCAGACUCAUUGGGAUGCAUCACCUCUAUAGACCAUCAGAACCAUGUAAAAAAGGAACAACCUGAAGAUGAAGACUACCCCUGUGGCGGGACAUCAAGUUCUGUGGGACACUUUACUCUUGUGGACCAAGAGAAUGGAGGAUUCCUGAAAAAGCCUGUAAAAGAGGAAGAAUCUGAAGAUGAAGACUACCUCUAUUGUGAGGAAUGCCGAUCCUCUUACAUCAACAAAUGUGAAGUUCACGGUCCAACUCUCUUCAUCACUGAUACACCUAUUCCCAUGGGGGUCAUUGACAGAGCCAGACAGACCCUCCCACCUUGUCUAGAGGUUCGGCGAUCUGGUAUUCCUGCCGCAGGUUUGGGAGUGUUUAAUAAGGGGGAGACUGUUCCAGUGGGUGCACACUUUGGGCCCUACCAGGGAGACCUGGUGGACAGAGAAGAAGCAAUGAACAGUGGCUACUCCUGGGUGAUAUACAAGAGCAGACAAUGUGAGCAAUACAUAGAUGCCAAGAGAGAGAUGUAUUCUAACUGGAUGAGAUAUGUGAAUUGUGCUCGUAAUGAUGAAGAGCGGAAUCUCAAGGCAUGCCAGUAUCGAGGAGGAAUUCUGUACCGUUGCUGUCAACCCAUCAAGCCAGGACAGGAGCUCUUGGUGGGGUAUGAAGAGAAAUACGCCAAAGCUCUCGGCCCUACAUUCGACUCCCUCUGGAAGAAAAAAUGCUCCACAAAUGAAAUGAACGAUGCCCAGUUGCAAGUCUUCUCCUGCUCCUGGUGUUCGCUUUCUUAUACAUCUCAAAUUUACCUCCACAAUCACUUGAGAAGAAACCACUACAAGGAAUAUGUAAGCCUGAUGAAAUCAGGAGAUAUUACAUAUGAUAAGCCAACGGCCACAAUAAACUCGGGCUGUCAGCAAACAUCAUGUGACACGUUGAACUGUAACUCCGCUAGUGGACAAAUACAGAAAACAGCCUAUCACUGCUCACAGUGUGGGAAGAGUUUUACUCAGCAAAGUACGCUCCAGCGACACCAGCGCAUUCACACAGGAGAAAAGCCAUAUCACUGCUCACAGUGCGGGAAAAGUUUUAACGAUCUGGGCAAUCUUAAAACACACCAGCGCAUUCACACAGGAGAGAAACCGUAUCCGUGCUUGCAGUGUGGAAAGAGGUUUAUUGAGAGAGGGGCUCUUAAAGCACACCAGCGCAUUCACACAGGAGAGAAACCGUAUCAUUGUUCAGAGUGUGGAAAACGUUUUAAUCAACAGAGUCAUCUCCAGCAACAUCAGCGCGUUCACACCGGAGAGAAGCCGUAUCACUGCUCAGAGUGUGGGAAGAGUUUUAGUAAAGUAAGCACUUUUCACAGACACCAGCGCAUUCAUACUGGAGAGAAACCGUAUCAUUGCUCACAGUGUGGAAAGAGGUUUAAGGACAAAGCUAAUCUCCAAACACACCAGCGCAUUCACACUGGAGAGAAGCCGUAUCACUGCUCAGAGUGCGGGAAGAGUUUUACGCAGAAGUGUCACCUUGAUGGUCAUAAACACGUUCACACAGGGGAGAAGCCAUAUCAGUGCGUACAGUGCGGGAAGAAUUUUAUUCGACAAAGUGAUCUCAAACAGCACCAGCGCCUUCACACAGGAGAGAAACCCUAUCAGUGCUCACAGUGUGGGAAAAGGUUUAAUAAAGCAAGUUCUCUCCAGCAUCACCAGUGCAUUCACACAGGAGAGAAGCCAUAUGAGUGCUCCGAAUGCGGGAAGAGUUUUACUCAACAGAGCCAUCUCCAAUCUCACGAGCGCAUUCACUCAGCAGAGAAGCCACAUCACUGCUCACAGUGUGGGAAGAGUUUUACACGAAAAAGCGAUUUUCAGAAACAUCAGCGCACUCACACGGGCGAGAGACCCUAUCAGUGCACACAGUGUGGGAGGAGCUUCGCUCAGCAGAGUAAUCUCCAACGACACCAGCGCAUUCAUACAAUAGAGAAGCCUUAUCGCUGCUCACAGUGUGGAAAAGGUUUUACACAACAGAGUGAUUUUCAAACACACCAGCGCAUUCACACAGGAGAGAAACCGUAUCACUGCACACAGUGUGGGAAGAGUUUUACAACCAUCAGUAAUCUCCAGCGACACCAGCGCAUACACACGGGAAAGGUGCCGAUUCAGUGCUCAUUGUGGACGGAAAUCUACUUAGUCACGUGUGUCUAAGAUACACAACUGCACCCACAUGGAGCCAUCAACUUGUGACACACUUGUGAUGUUCAAAUCAAGAAACAUGAUAACUGCUGUUUAGCAAGAUAGAGCAGUGUGUUUGUUGUGUUUAAAAUAUGUAUGUGUGUGUAUAUAUGUAUAAAAUAAAAGAUAGAUCUUUAGAUCUUUAUGUCUCUGGCAUAAACUGUUGAUAAACACCAUCUUGCUGCCCCUUAGUGGACAGCACGCUAAACAACAUACAAACCUCUGACGUCUAUGUAAACCAAGUCCAGAGAUCUGGAGCUAUUUCGAUUUUUUUUUUUUUUUUUUUCAUUUAAAAAGCACCUUUUUUUAAACCCAAAGACACUGUCCAAAAGAUUAAUCACAACAUAAGGCAAUACAAAAUUAAAUAUGCACUCACUGUCCACUUUAUUAGUAGAAAAUGUGAUCUGACUCCUGUUAGGAAAUGUGCAAUGGAUUGCCAUUCAAUUUCAAAUUGAAUGUCAAUGAAUAAUGGUACACUUAUCCUGAAACAGUUAUAAAUCAAGAAUAUGAACAGCAAGAAUAUGAAUGAUGUAAUCCCAUAGAAAUAAACUGAAUUGAAAAAUAAACUGUAUUAUUUAAAUAUUGAAAAAUAAACUGUAUUAAUCAAAUAAAGCUAUUGAGCUGCUGAGAAAAACACUGAAAGAACUGGAUGAAGUGAAGACAUUUGGAUGGAUGGAUAUGUGCAGAGAUUCUUCUGAUACAGUAAGGAUAUAGUUUUACUUAACUAUUAAAAAAAAUAAAAUAGCAGAAGAAGGUAUCAAAGGAAAACAAAGCUCUGUUUAGCCAAUGUAUAGUAAUAUAUUGAGUUCUGUUUUUUUUUUUUUUUUUUUUAAACAGAAGCAGCUAAAGAAAAUCUUCAUUACUUUUUAAAACAUAUAAAAAUGGAGAAUGAGAUUAAUAGAGCAAUACAAGAGAAAACCUGAGGAAUUAGAUAUUUUUAUACGUUGUAGUGGUCUGAAAUGUUUGACUGCAUUGAAUGAUACUAAAUAUGAAUCUGAAAUAAAUGAUUUUUUUAAAAA
Pangasianodon hypophthalmus (striped catfish) is the source of this 3919-nucleotide messenger RNA. RefSeq names its product zinc finger protein ZFP2. NCBI's taxonomy places the organism in Eukaryota, Metazoa, Chordata, Actinopteri, Siluriformes, Pangasiidae. Gene Ontology annotation, cellular component: nucleus. The record is from RefSeq and is a predicted model, not a curated record. Bases 648 to 2873 code for a protein of 741 amino acids. The transcript has 8 exons. Gene Ontology annotation, molecular function: protein binding; histone methyltransferase activity.